Messenger RNA from Paramecium octaurelia, 924 nucleotides. NCBI's taxonomy places the organism in Eukaryota, Ciliophora, Oligohymenophorea, Peniculida, Parameciidae. The record is from the annotation of a GenBank genome assembly.
AUGCAUUCCACUCCUAAGUGCCAGCUGAAGUAAGAGGCUGGUCUUGAAAAAAUACAUCAUAGAACAAUAAAAAAAUAACAAAAGUAAACUCUCUAAACGAAGAAAAAGUCUGAGCAAUCUAUUAUUUUAGCUUAUCAAAAUAAUAGAAAACUGAGAUAAUAGACUUAUGAAAUCACUCAUAAAAAAUAUUUAGAUCAAUCCUAUGGUUCAAUUCAAAACAUUCUAAUCCCUUUGGGAAGAUUACAAAUUGAUGAAUUUACGAUAAAUAAUAAAAUUUUGGAAAGGAAAAUUACUCCAGAGUUUGUUGAGUGCAAAUUGUCACCAACAAACUCUUGUGAAGAAGAAAAUGAACUUACAAAAAACAAUAGUUUUUAUUAAUAUGAAUUAUUACAAUUAUACAAUAGUUUACCAGUAUUAGCUUAGUAAUAAAACGAAAGAAGAAGAUAUGAGGACUCAUUAAAUCUACCUUAUGAAUGUAUCACUUUGUAGUUUCACAAUAACAAACUAAUCAAAAUAUAGAAAAAAUGGAAUUAUGAUUUUCUUCGAAUGAUGGGAAUUAAUCAAGAAAUAAUUGAUGAUUAUAUUUUUAAUCACAAUUUGUUACCUAAAUGUUGGGAUCUAAACAAAAUAUACUAGAUAAUUGGUGAGACUAGAUUUGCCACAAAUAUCAAAAAUUAUUAGGGAGAAGAAUUUAUUUCUAAUGUUGAUAUAAAAAUAUUUACAGAAUAAAAUAAAAGUACCUCAAUUAAAGAAUAAGUGAUUUAUUUCUCAUUUAAAUGUGAAAGACAAUUCCUAAGUGUUGAGUAGAUAGAAAAAAAUUUCUAACACUAUUUUAAGUUGGAUUAAAUUGCUUCAGAUUGGUAUAUGUCGAUCCAUAGAUCUAGAAUUACAAAGAGAUGUUCUAUAAGAUAAAAAGCUAAUUGA